AUGGACGCCGACGACGCCCAACUGCUGUCGCCCGUGGGCAGCCUUCCCCUGCUCUCAAACGCCGACGACGAUGCCCCCUUCCUGAACGUCGGCACCGAUGGCGCCAUGCCCCGCCAUGAAGAUGGCGACCUCCGCCGACGGGAUGUGGAUGACAUGGGCGAGAGCGCGCGCGACACCUUCUUCAAAUUCCUGACCACGUUCCGCCGAUCGUCCCCGGGAUCCCCGUCGGGAUCCCAGGGCGGGGAGGAGGCCACUUACGUGCAAGAGGCGCGGAAUGCCGAGAAGCUAGAGCGCAGCGUGGUGUACGUGAGCUACGUGGACCUGCUGGAAUUCGACCCCGAUCUAGCGGACCUUGUUAGGGAAGACUACGCACGGCUGGAGCCCUUUCUGAGGCAGGCCGCUAAGCGGCUGUUCAGAACGGUGGUGCCAGAGUACGCCAGCUCCGCGCGGGGUGUGGAGAGGGAGUUUUUCGUGGGGUUUUAUGAUCUUCCCUUCCAGGAGCAGCUGAGGGAUUUCAGGGCCAGCUGGGUGGGCCAGCUGGUGGCGUUCGAGGGCACGGUGACGCGCACCAGUGAGGUGCGGCCGGAGCUGUUCUCGGCGGCGUUCACGUGCGGCGAGUGCCAGACGCGCGUGGCGGGCGUGGAGCAACAGUACAAGUACACGCAGCCGACGAUCUGCAGCAACGCGAACUGCGGCAACAGGACGAAGUGGAUCUUGAACAAAGAGCACAGCGUCUUCAUCGACUGGCAAAGGGCCAAAGUUCAAGAGAACAAUGACGAAGUGCCUGCUGGUUGUCUGCCGCGCACCAUGGAGAUCAUCCUCAGAAAUGAGCUGGUGGAGCAGAUCAGGCCCGGCGACAACAUUCUGUUCACUGGAACCAUCAUCGUCAUCCCUGAUGUAUCAGUGCUAUCCACUGCAGGAGAGAAGAUCCACGCGAGAGGCAGGUCGCAACUGGCGCGCCUGGCAGAUGGCGUGACUGGCCUGAGGGAUGCUGGCGUCAGGGAGCUCACCUACAGAAUGGGCUUCCUGGCCACGUCCGUCUUGAGACCAAGCCAGCGAGAAGGUGUGGUCAACAUUCGUGACAGCGAGGAUUCCGGAAUGGAACCUGAGGAUGUCCUGGAGGCGUUCAGCGAAGAGCAGCAGGAGGACAUCGCUGCUAUGAAGGCUGACCCCUCCAUCUAUGAAAACUUGGCCAAGAGCAUUGCGCCAUCAGUCUAUGGACAUGAGGACAUUAAGCGAGCUAUUCUGCUGAUGUUGGUUGGUGGUGUGCACAAGCAAACAGGAGAGGGCAUCAAUCUCCGUGGUGAUAUCAAUGUGUGCAUCGUUGGCGAUCCUGCAUGCGCCAAGAGCCAGUUCCUCAAGUAUGUUUCGGACUUCCUGCCACGGGCUGUGUACACAACAGGGAAAUCAAGCAGUGCAGCUGGCCUCACAGCUUCAGUUGUGAAGGAGCCUGACAGCCGUGACUUCUGCAUCGAGGCGGGUGCCCUUAUGCUGGCUGACAAUGGGAUAUGUUGCAUUGACGAGUUUGACAAGAUGGAGUCAAAGGACCAAGUGGCGAUUCAUGAGGCAAUGGAGCAGCAGACAAUAUCCAUAUCCAAGGCAGGAAUACAGGCCACCCUCAAUGCCCGUGCCUCGAUUCUUGCUGCUGCGAAUCCGAUCGGAGGCCGCUAUGACAAGUCCAAGCCGCUCAAGUGGAAUGUCAACUUGCCUCCUGCAAUUCUCUCAAGGUUUGACUUGCUGCAUGUCAUGGUGGAUGACCCAAAUGUGGACAGCGAUGACCACAUUGCCUGGCACAUCAUGCACAUGCAUCAGCACAUGGAGCGGGCUGUGCCUGUCCCAUACAGCAAGGCCCAAGUUCAGCUCUACAUCCGAUUCUGCAGGAGCAUAAGGCCAAGAAUAAGCCAACAGGCCAAGCGCGUGCUGAUCAAUUCCUACAAGAUGCUGCGCAAUGAGGAUGCGGCACCAGGGAGCAGAUCUGCAUACCGGAUCACUGUCCGGCAGCUGGAAGCACUCAUUCGCAUGUCUGAGGCUCUGGCUAGGCUACGCUGCAAUGGGGAAAUCCAAGCAGGUCAUGUCAAAGAGGCAAGACGCCUUCUCAAGAACUCUCUCAAUGCCCUCGAGACUCCUGACAUUGAGCUUGAGGACAUGGAGGGGGACGCCCAGGAGCAGCCUGUCGUACCCAAUGCUGACGCCAUGGACAUCGAAAACGAACCUGGGGCAGAGAAUGUGCAAGAACGCCCAACAAGCCCACCGCCAGGCAGCACACCUGGCAGGGACCGGCAGCCCCUUUUGGAACGCCCGGAGAGGGGUCAAAACGACAUGGACAUGGAAGAUGGAAAACAAGGCAGGAAUGUGGAAGAGGAGAGAAAGCAGAAGCCAGAGAAAAAGAAGAUUACACAGCAAAGAUUCUUCACAAUUCAGAAAAUUUUGGUCCAUGUGCUGCGACAACAAGAGGAGGAGGCCCUGAGUGCUGGGAGUACAGCAACUGUGGGCAUGCGGCAAAAAGAGCUGUCGGAGCACUACUUGCGGCAACAAAUUGAAAGGAGGGGACUGCAACGGGAAGAUGCCCAAGAAGAAGCUGAGGUGGUUGGGAAAGUCAUCGCCAUGUUGAUAGCCAAACAUGACGUCCUGGUUGUGGCCUACACUCCUGAGCGACAGGAAGGGGAGUCUCUGCAAGCUUACAAUAGAAGGAAGAGAAUGGAGCGUGUCCUUGCAGUGAAUCCAAUGUAUACAGAGGCCGACUAG
Molecule: messenger RNA, 2745 nt
Organism: Ostreobium quekettii
Lineage: Eukaryota; Viridiplantae; Chlorophyta; Ulvophyceae; Bryopsidales; Ostreobiaceae
Source: the annotation of a GenBank genome assembly